Molecule: messenger RNA, 787 nt
Organism: Exaiptasia diaphana
Lineage: Eukaryota; Metazoa; Cnidaria; Anthozoa; Actiniaria; Aiptasiidae
Exons: 3
Coding region: 62-613 (183 amino acids)
Source: RefSeq, a predicted model, not a curated record
CUGUCAAAACGAAAGACUGAUUUCACUUGGAGGUGCAGUGCUUGUGUUUGGCGAUUGAACGAUGCACUUCCCCAUCGUCUUAUUUUUCAUCGUUCUUCAACAUUUCUCAGGAGGAGCCUCAUCUGAACUUAAAUGCUAUAGUUGUGGUACUGGACUGGUACCAGACGUCCCGGCUGGGGAAUGCAGUGCCUCGAAGGAAGAUUCUGUAUGUCUGACGUCGUCGGGAUUUGACCGAUGCUUUUCGAGAUUUGUAACAAAGACGCACAAAUAUAGCAAUAUAACCGAGAUUGUGCUGUUCAAGGGAUGUGGGCUGAGUGCAUUUUGUGGGCAAUUGUGCAAUCCACAGUUCUUUACAAAUUACACUCUCGUCAGUUGCAACACGACUUGCUGUACAUCUUCACACUGUAAUGACUUCAAGUUCUUCCCUCCAACAACUGCUGGYCCUUCAGUAAUUGUCACAACAGCAACGACAACUGCCAACCAAAGUGAUGGUACCACAACGCAAACACUAACGACCAAACAAACUUGCAACGGCACGCAGCAGUCGUUGAAUAAUAUUUCUUUGAUGUCAUAUUUGUUUGUUUUGAUCGUGCUAUCCCUGAAAUUUGUGUAAUAUAUAGAUGUCUGCAUUUUAAAUCAAAUAUAUAAUCUUUUUCAGUAAAUGGAGGCCCUAAAUGGACACAGAUGAAAUAACAUUUCAAUUUGUCAAUGUAAAUUAUAUUAUAAAAGCUAGUUCUGAGAACAAGCACACACUUACUGGUAAGCAAUAAAAUCAAAUCAAACUAAA